AUUUGUCAAACUGGACACACUCCUAGCUCAAUGGUUAUGUUUAUAUAUCUGUAUUAUUUACGCUGCUCCCCCGAAGUAUUUAUAACUCGUGAUGAUUAUGCAAUGUACUGCUGGAAGUGGCGACAGUAAAUUAAGGUAGCCCCAGAGGAGGUAUCUUAUCGUUUUAGCUAAAAUAUGUUACAUCCACACAUCUUAUUUAGCGAAGUAAGAUAGUAUAGCGUUACAAAAAAAGUAGGAGCCAAACAAGAGAAGUACAUAAAAGGCAUCAUGGACCAGUCAUCAUACCGUUUGCUGCAGAUUCUGUCCUUGGCAUGUCUGGCCUGUAGGCUCACUUCUAGUUCUUUCAAAAACUACGGAACAAUAAUCCCACAAUCUCCAACAGUGGAAAUUGGGAAGGAAUUCACCGCUACCUGUGUAGUCUAUGACGCUGCUAAAGCCACAGCGGAUGACAUCUACUGGACGAGUGGUGGCGUCAUAGUGCCCAAAGAGCAGUACACCAAGAUCAACGACUCAGCUGUUAACGUAACCAUAACUAUCACCAGGGAAACUGGAAAAUGGUUACUUUGUAAAAAGAAUGAGUCUCCCUCAUCCUUAAACAAAAGUAAAACAAUCCACGGGAUUGAAUUGACCAAAGGGUAUCCUCCUGAGAAGCCUGAGAAUUUGUCCUGUAUGGCUGUCCAGUUCGACCGACAGAUUUCCUCCAAUGUGACGUGCACAUGGCAGCCUGGGAAAAUGGACGAGAAGAUAAGCACAACAUUCACCUUGUUUGGAAGUGUAAUUGCCGUAAACCAGAACUACAGCACAAAAGCUCAGAGAAGCAGUGGAUGCAUCUACUUUGGCAACUUUCCAAACUAUAUGGAACUGGAUAUAUGGGUAGACGUGGAAAACAAUUUGGGGAAGGUUCGAUCGGACGUUCUGUUCAUAAUUGAUCCGAAUGAAAUGGUGAAAACGAAUCCCCCAUUAGACGUCAAUAUUAUUUCAGAGAAGAACUUUUCCAGGACCCUCUUAGUGAGCUGGAAGCACCCUAUCCAUGAAACUGUUGUCAAACUGAAAUACAACCUCAGGUUCUGCACUGUGGGCUCUGGAGACUGGACUGAGGUACCCCCAAAUGACACUGAAAGUAGCAAGGAGUCUUUCCGUCUCCAAUACCUUAAACCGGACAUGGAGCACGUAGUGCAGGUCCGCUGUAUGCAUCACACGGGCUACGGCUACUGGAGUGACUGGAGCGCGAACUCUACCGCCAGGACCCCAGAGGACAAGCCUACAAGUAAACCAGACCUAUGGAGAGUGGUCAUUCCCAGUCAAGGCAAAAGUGAGCGGCGAGUGGAAGUGAUGUGUAAGGAUCCAGUGGAGUCCAAUGGAAGGAUACGAGGCUACAACAUCAAGAUCCAAGAUGGAGCCUGGGAGGUUGUGCCGGUCAAUGGCUCUGAGCUGAACUCCAGGUCGCAGGAGAGGAAAAUUAUCCCCCUUUACCAGAUUCCACUGUCUGACAAGAGAAGAGGCUCCAUUGAAUUGAAGGCCUGGAAUUCUGUUGGCGAGUCUCCCCGAGCUUCUUUGGGCAUUCCUAAAUUGGCCCACGAGCCCCCUCCAGUGGCAUCGCUCAGUUGUUUUAACCAGGACAGGAGGCUGUGGGUGGAGUGGCAGCCGCCCAAUGUGGAGGCCACAGGGGUGACUGAGUAUGUCCUGGAGUGGGUUUCGGUCAGUGACGGCGCGAUAGACUGGCAGAGAGAACCUAGACACAACAGGAAGGCACCCAUUAAAGGUACCCUUCAGAGAUUUAAGCUCUACAAUAUAUCUGUGUAUCCCAUGUACUCUGGGUGGACUGGGAAACCAUUAACCACUGGAUGCUUUCUGGAACAAGGAGCUCCACUGGAGGGUCCCUCUGUGAAAGUGAGGAGAACAGGGAAGAGCAACGCUGAGGUGGAAUGGAUGGAGAUUCCGCUGGACAAACGGCGAGGCUUCAUCACAAACUACACAAUAUUCUACAACACAGGAGGCAAGGAACACUCAAUAGUUGUCUCCCCGGACACCUACUCUUACACAGUGGAGGGCCUGGCCAGCAACAGUAAGCAGGUGGUGCGGAUCAUGGCCUCUACAGUACAAGGCUCGACAAAUGGCUCGGACCUGUCGUUCAAUACUCUGAUGUAUGCUCCUGGGCAGAUGGAAGCCACCGUGGUGUCUGUGUGCAUCGGCGUCCUGUUUGUCAUAGUGCUCACUGUGUCCCUCUGCAUGUACAAAAUUGACUUGAUAAAAAAGAUCUGGCCACCGGUUCCAGAUCCCUCCAACAGUACUAUCGCUAACUGGUCGCCUGAUUUCCCCACCAAAGCUGUCAGUCCCAAGGAGAGUGUGCUGGGCGACGUGAGUGUGGUGGAGGUGGACGUAUUCGACAGGAAGUCGCUGUGCGAAGAGGAUAAGGCGGGCCUGCCGCUCAAGAAGGACAAGUACCUGUCGGAGGAGCACAGCAGCGGCAUUGGCGGCUCUUCUUGCAUGUCGACGCCACGCCAGAGUGUCUCGGACAGCGAGGAAGGCGGUGACUCGGGCCAGACCACGACCAGCACCGUCCAAUACUCGUCGGUGGUGGCCUCCAACGGCUACAAGGGCCAGUCCCCUUGUACUCUGCCCCAGUCCCCCUGCACUCUGCUCCAGACCCCCCAGUGCGGCUCCUCACAGUCCCAGACGCCCAGCUUUGCCCGCUCUGAGUCCACCCAACCCCUGCUGGACAGCGAAGAGAGCCAGGAGGGCAGUGGGCAGUCCCACCAGCGGAACCCCUACUUUAGCCGUUCACCUGUGGCUAGCGAAAGCAGAGACCCGGGGGACAGGAACCAGCUGGAGAUGGAGGAGCAGGGGUUCGCUUCGCUCCGGUUCUGCCCUCUGGAGGAGGGGUCACAACAGACCACGCCCACAGAUGAGGGACAAUCCCCUGACGAACAGCCAGGCCCCGUUCCUAGCUAUAUGCCUCAGCUGAGGGGCCACAGGCAACCGUGUUAGGAGAGGAGAACAAAUGGUGACUUUAGUUCGAAGUCGUCUCACUUCAUUCAUUUAUCCCUCCUUUGUGCCUUGGUUCAUUUCAGACAUUCAUUUAUCCCUCCUUUGUGCCUUGGUUCAUUUCAGACAUUCAUUUAUCCCUCCUUUGUGCCUUGGUUCAUUUCAGACAUUCAUUUAUCCCUCCUUUGUGCCUUGGUUCAUUUCAGACAUUCAUUUAUCCCUCCUUUGUGCCUUGGUUCAUUUCAGACAUUCAUUUAUCCCUCCUUUGUGCCUUGGUUCAUUUCAGACAUUCAUUUAUCCAGCCUUUGUGCCUUGGUUCAUUUCAGACAUUCAUUUAUCCAGCCUUUGUGCCUUGGUUCAUUUCAGACAUUCAUUUAUCCAGCCUUUGUGCCUUGGUUCACUUCAGACAUUCAUUUAUCCAGCCUUUGUGCCUUGGUUCAUUUCAGACAUUCAUUUAUCCAGCCUUUGUGCCUUGGUUCAUUUCAGACAUUCAUUUAUCCAGCCUUUGUGCCUUGGUUCAUUUCAGACAUUCAUUUAUCCCUCCUUUGUGCCUUGGUUCACUUCAGACAUUCAUUUAUCCCUCCUUUGUGCCUUGGUUCACUUCAGACAUUCCGUUCAAGAUUUCAAAUGAUGAAUUACGUCGGCAUAUUAUUUUUCCUACAGACAUCCUAACUUUGCCUCAUUAAAUCUCUUUUUAAGUGGAUGACAGUUUGGCUCCAAGCCUUCAGCUUGUAUGUGGAGUUUUUGUUUUAACAUUCCAAGAAGCAAAUAGACCACUUUUUCAUGUUAUCAUCAGUGUAAUACAUGGGAUUCUGAGAUGCUGUAUCUUAUAGGUAAGACUAGACAGGCAGUGCAUAACAUCUUUUCUCUUAGCAACCACCAUCUCAAUCAGUUCACAUGACAGACAGGAGUUUAUAGACACAGGUCAGGCAUUACUAAUCAAUGAUGAACAUCUGAUUUUCAUCCUUACAACGCAUAUGCUGUACAUGAAUGUAAUUAACAGAUCUCGUCGGUCUCAAACAGCAAUGUCCCAGAAGAGCUAGGCACCAAACAGUAGAAAACAGGGAGGAGCUACAUGGAUCUGUCCAAUAAGAAAUGCUCAUUUUCGCUAGUCGGCCCUAAUGAAGAUGACUGUGUUCCCAGGAUGGUAGAUUGAAUGGUAACGUGUUCCAGUGUGGCAUAUUUUCUUUUUUCUUCAUAGUAUCUAGGACCAUGUCUAUGGACUGAAGUAAUGCCUCACAAUGAAAAGUUUACUCAAUUUAAAAGCCUCUUCGGUCGCUAGUGAGCUUUGUACUGUUUAUCAUUCGUUGUGUUAGCUUCACCUGUCUUCACCUGUCAACUUGAUUUAUUGGACAUAAUUUGGCAAGGUAUGCGCACACCUGUCUAUAUAAUGUCCCGAAACAAAAUGUGGGAAAAGUCCAGGGGUCUGAAUUCUUUCCGAAUGCAGUGUAGAAUAGAAAGGAGGACUUAAAGGAAGCCAACAUGUGACACUAACCAAUACAACAGGACCCCUUGAAAUAUGCUACACUAGUCAGUAUAUGACUGGUGACAUGGUGUCAUUUCAGGUAGGGAAUCGGUAGAAAAACUGUUUGACAAAUGUAUAUUUUGCCUUUUUACAAUGCCUUAAGAAUUUUUAUUCGAGGUCAACUUGACAUGCUGUUAUGAAUUCUGCUCCAAGUCAUCUUUAGACUUGAUCUGUUGCCAAAGACCUUAAUACCCAGGAAUUACUAAAUGUUUCAUGUUCAUUUCAAAAUUCUAUGAAUUACUACUAUUUUUGUUUUUAAAUACAAGAAUUAUUUUAUUUUAAAUUGUUCCGUUAAUAAGGACAUUGUGGUUAAAUUUAACGAAAGGUAAAGCAGUGCUAUGCAAGUUCCCUGCCCAUCUGGUUCCAGGUCAGAUUUAGAGAGAUUACUGGUACAGUAUUAUAUGUACUGAAAAGGAAGAUUGUGUAUUAUUUCUUACAGGUAUAUCUUUAUUUUUUUUAUAUUAAUUAGUUUGUUUGUUUUGUCAUGAAAAUAGUUUGUUUGUAAUGUAUAGGUCUCAACUGGACCUCCAAAUGAGUUUCUACAGCAAGGAGUAUGCUCAGAAAUUAAUGUACUUUUACCUACAUUUGAAUGUUGCUACUUAUGAAAACUAUUCUGACAUCACUCAGUUAACACUACAUUUCCAUUGUAUACAGAGAACAGCGUAGUAUUUCACUGCAUGCAACCAUAACAUACACCCUUUUUGGAGCAGUCUUAAGUAUGAAAUAAACUAGUUUAAAUGCC
This is a messenger RNA of Oncorhynchus keta (chum salmon), 5252 nucleotides long. RefSeq names its product interleukin-6 receptor subunit beta-like. Gene Ontology annotation, biological process: cytokine-mediated signaling pathway. The record is from RefSeq and is a predicted model, not a curated record. The transcript has 16 exons. Lineage: Eukaryota; Metazoa; Chordata; Actinopteri; Salmoniformes; Salmonidae. Gene Ontology annotation, cellular component: membrane; external side of plasma membrane. Gene Ontology annotation, molecular function: cytokine receptor activity; protein binding. Bases 268 to 2988 code for a protein of 906 amino acids.